This is a messenger RNA of Ostrinia nubilalis (European corn borer), 2996 nucleotides long. Its product is annotated as aladin-like. The transcript is spliced from 6 exons. The record is from RefSeq and is a predicted model, not a curated record. Gene Ontology annotation, molecular function: protein binding. Gene Ontology annotation, cellular component: nuclear pore. Gene Ontology annotation, biological process: nucleocytoplasmic transport. Lineage: Eukaryota; Metazoa; Arthropoda; Insecta; Lepidoptera; Crambidae. The coding region runs from base 53 to 1471 and encodes 472 amino acids.
UCUGUUGUUGGCUUGGUGCCGGUCGCUUUAUUUUUCUAAUUAAUUAACAACAAUGUCCGCAUUUCAUGGAUUUCCCAGUGUAACAGGACCAGAAGAAACUGCCUUCUGUAAAAUAGACGAAGUUUACUGUUGUGGUAACUCUAGAUAUGGCAACAUAACUACUUUUACCAAUACGACGAAACAACAUCCUGUGAUCAACGUGGCAAGGGAUAUCCAUCAUCACAGAACGACGGAUGAGAACAUUUCUAUGUAUAUAGAUGUUGAAGACAAUUUGCUGAAGAAAAUAACCAGUGUGUGGUACAAGCAAGGUUUUCUUGAAGCUUUGGGCGUCGCAGCCGAUCCCAGCAUCAACAGAGAGAGUCCUUUCCUUGCUGUUGCGGCAUCUUACGUGUUAAAAGUGGCGAACGUGUUCACAGCAUUCCACUACUUUCUGCAGCCACAUUUGAAGGACAUAGGGCCUAAAAUUGUGUCAAACUACUCGAGAACAAGGAACUGGGGUGGUGCCCCAGUGAAGUGUUUGGCAUGGCACCCGCACACUACAAAGAUAGCGGUGGCAACUGUAGACGAUAAUGUCAGAGUGUAUUGCUCCGAAGUACAGUUUGUGUCGAUGUUGAAGUGUAAAGCUCAAGGGCAUGUGUCAUCGCUGUGCUGGAGACCGUUUUCAGCGUCAGAAAUAGCUGUGGGCUGUGAACAAGGUGUCAUUGUGUGGACUGUGGACCCAAAUUCAAUGUUCACGAAGCCAUCCUCCAGUAAUGCUAUUGUAUUGAAAAGAUCAGGCCACAGCCCAGUCACCGAUGUGAGCUGGUCUCCGAACGGUGACUUAUUGAUCAGCUGCAGUGGUGCGGACACCUCGAUGAUGGUGUGGGAUGUUUCCAUGGAGACAGCCGUCCCACUGCGCAGGGUUGCUGGUGGCGGAAUAGUUUUUGCAAGAUGGUCGCUAGAUGCUAGUAAAGUGUUUGCUGCUACAUCUUCGAUUAUUUUCCGUGUAUGGGACACUAAGCGAUGGACCCCCGAGCGUUGGUGCGCACGUGGAUUACGUGUUGUGGCGGCUUGUUGGGGGCCUGAUGACUUGCUACUCUUUGCAGCUAAAGGGGAGGCAAUGAUCUAUGCUCUCACCAACACUGGACUUAUGAGUGGUGCCCAAACCAGCAAAGCGGUCCCAAUCCUCGACAUAACAAAAGUGGAGCUGCCCUCAGGCCACCCGGUCGGAGGCCCAGUGUUGGACAUGUGCUGGGAUCCCACGGGCAGAUACCUCGCUCUGUUGUUUGAAGAAUCUCCUCUCAUAGCCGUGUUCUGCACUACGCAUCUUAUGAUGCAGCUGAAGAUCACUCCUUGCUGCUUCAUCAACGGCAUAGACAACGAACUACCCUCUACGAUGGCGUUCCAACAGAACUUCACUGAAGGAGCCUGUCUCACCGUCGCCUGGUCAUCGGGCAGGAUACAGCAUUUCCCUAUCGUGUACAAUAUGUAGAGGUCAGGUCAGUUUGUAGCUUGACAUUUAUACGGUGGAUAGUACAACCAGAGUAAAUACACAUGAGUAGGUCAUCUUCAUAGAAACGCACCGAGCGCGGUUUGUAUGUGAGCGCGCCAAUAUUUCAGCAAUAUUCGGCGCAACCAUGACUGGCUCCCCGCUAAUCCCCGCUAAAUUUUGUCAUUGUGUGCGUGCGCGCCGCAUACGUGUUGGCGCGCUCACAUACAAACCGCGCCCGUGCGUUUCUAUGAAGAUGACCUACUCAUUUGUAUUUACUCUAGUACAACCUGGCCGAGUAAUUAGCGAACCUGGCAGCCGUGACGUCACAUCGACGCUCUGUGGGGCUAUUCCGAAACACCAUUUACGUAGUUUUGGGUCUUUCUGUCACCGUCGCUCGCGCUGGCUUCUCGCUUUGCGUGAGAGGGAUAGUAACAUUCGAAACUUCGGAUAACGUUUUUCGGAGUAACCCCGCUGGUACGGACGGGGCAAACGCGGAGAGAUAUGUAGGUGAUUGCAACUAAGGCCCAGAACAGACGGUGAAACGAAACUGCAACUGCUAGUUACUUUUGAGUUGCGUCUAAGUUUCUGCCAUAGCGUCCGUUGAGAGACCACACAUGACGCGACCAGUUUGAAACUUUCACUUUCAGUUUCAUUCAUCAGAAUCAUCAGAAAGUUGCAGUUUCGUUGCAGUUGCGUUUCACCGUCUGUUCUGGGCCUAAGAGUCGCAUACCAGCGAGUUAGCUCGAUCGGGUUGUGUACUCAAAAUAGUUUUUGGAAGUGAAAUAAAAAAAGAUGAUUAUAAAUUAUGUAUGAUAAGCUGGUUACUUGUUGAUUUUUGUUUGAUUUCAAAUCAUAAACCUAUGAAAAUCGUAACUUACAGGUGACGUCAAACGUGGUAUUUCACGAACUUAUGGCUGAGUUGCACCGCCUUAUUUUAAACGUGACUAUAACCAUAACCGGUGGUGCUUUUGUAUGGAGUUUGAUGAACUUUUGACGUUUGUUAAAGUUAAAGUAAGAUGGUGCAACCCAGCCUUAGAGUAUGUUUGACAGCUCAUCAAAGUAUUCAAUUGACUGGUGGUGGCAAACAAUUAAAAAAAAAAACAAGAAAGUCUGUUGUAUUUGGUGGUGGAAGAAGAUGUACUUAUAGAAACCAUUGAUUGUAAUCAAAUUCGAAUCAGUAUGAUUGAUGCCCGUUUUCACCAUCAAUCCCUAUUUUUUAAGUGACCCCUAUGUAAGCAAAAUCCCUGUUAUAAGUUACCAUUGGGGUCACUUAAAAAUUAGGGAUUGAUGGUGAAAACGGGCAUAAGUAGCUUAGCUCACAAAAACUUGUAUUUUCUUUUGAUAAAACAGAAUAAGAAACGCUGGUAAACGUAAUUUUGUCGUAGACACAUCUUCUAGUUAAUAAGUUUUUGAAGUAACAUAGGUAUGCCAAAAGACUGCCUAAUAAUAUUUUUGUACUAUCAACUAGUGAAAUAAGUAAACAUUGUAAAUGUGAUGUAAAUAAACUCUUUUAUUUUUAAACAAA